Ctenopharyngodon idella (grass carp) is the source of this 2362-nucleotide messenger RNA. RefSeq names its product NHERF family PDZ scaffold protein 4a (gene nherf4a). Gene Ontology annotation, molecular function: protein-membrane adaptor activity; protein binding. Bases 16 to 1611 code for a protein of 531 amino acids. Gene Ontology annotation, biological process: protein localization to plasma membrane. NCBI's taxonomy places the organism in Eukaryota, Metazoa, Chordata, Actinopteri, Cypriniformes, Xenocyprididae. Gene Ontology annotation, cellular component: apical plasma membrane. The record is from RefSeq and is a predicted model, not a curated record. The transcript has 11 exons.
GACAAAAGCCUUUUAAUGCUUCAUUUAAAUGUGUACCUUGCACCCUCACGAAGCCCAGGGCUCAGCAGGAUCAUGAAAUUCACCACAGAUCCAGUGGAUGCCCCAGAGUUACCAAAGAAGUUCACUUUCAACCCGAAAGAAGGAAUUGACAACCCUGCUUUAGUGAUCUCGGAUGACAAAGAGCCUGAUGUGCAUCCGCGGCUGUGUGUUCUGAAGCGGGAGGAGGGUCAGGGCUUUGGCUUCUACCUGAGCAAGGACACUGGCUGCAGGGGACAUGUGGUGCGGCAGGUGGAGCCUUGGAGCAGCGCAGAGCGGGGUGGGCUGAAAAAGGGGGACCGUGUUUUGGAGGUCAAUGAGGACUUUGUGGAUGACAAGGAGCACUCGACUGUGGUGCUGAAGGUGCAGGCGUCUGGGCUGAAGCUAUAUCUGUUAGUGCUGAGUGCUCAGGAUUAUGAGUUUGCGGUUUCGGAGGGAACAGACCUUACGUCGCUCUCUAGAGCUUACCAUCCCGUGGAGGGCUGUUCUCGCCCACGGUUGUGUUACAUCACUAAAGAGCCUGGCAGCGGCUUGGGCCUCAGAAUCAUUCCUAUUGAAGGUGUGCGAGGCCGUUAUCGUCUCAGCCCCAUGAGUGAUGGUCCAGCUGAGAGAGCAGGAGUCCAGAAUGGAGACAGGCUGAUCUGGAUCAAUGGAGUCAUGAUUUCAGCACUCACAUUUGCAGCACUGUCAAAAAUGGUGAAGAAAUGUGAGGACCACGUGACUGUCUUGGUUAUUGACAGCAGGAGUGAAGAGAGUUAUAAUCACAUGAGAUUACCCAUAAUUCCUGCUUUCGCCAAAACUCAUAAUCUACCCUACAGACCAAAAACGCUACACCUGACUCAAGGACCACAGGGAUACGGGUUCCUCUUAAGGCAAGAGAAGUUAAGAUCUGGGCGUAUUGCUCAUGUAUUACGAGAUAUUGACCCCGGCAGCCCAGCUGAGACUGUAGGAAUGGAGGAUGGAGAGCUUGUGCUAGCGGUAAACGGGGAGCAGGUGGAGGAUGCAGAGCAUGAGGGCAUCGUCAGCAAAAUACGGCAAAGUGGCCAGCAGGUCACCCUAACCACCAUCUCCAUCCCAGGCAGAGACUAUUACACACAGCUGGGUAUUUCUCCAUUGCUGUUCUAUGAAGUCCAUAUUCCAAAAAGGGAACAGUUCUCUAAACCUCCUCCACAACAUCAUGAGGGACACCAAAUUCCACCGCACCCUCGACUUUGUGUGCUUCACAAAGAGGGAUCGGGAUUUGGCUUCAACCUAGGCUGUGUUCAGAAUAAGCCUGGGACUUAUAUCGGCCAGGUGAUGACGGGGAGUGCAGGAGAGAGAGCUGGGCUGUGUGAGUGGGAUGUGGUGGUAGAGGUGAAUGGACAGAAUGUGGAGGAAGAGUAUUUUGAUGAAGUGGUGAGGCUGAUAAAAGAGGGAGGAACUCCUCUCAGGCUGUUAGUCAUGGAGGGAGAAGGAUAUCAGAAACUGAGAAGCACCAUGCAGACUUCAGGUCUCAAAACCAGCCAGACUUCAAGUUCAGGACUCAAUCUUCACAGUAACACGGUUCCAGACACUUCACAAGACGAUUUUUUGUGAAUUAAUAAAACGAGGUAAAUUUUAUUAACUUAUUAAUUUAACAAUUCCUUUUAUUAAUAUAUAAUAAAAGACGACUCACAAGAAGAUUUUGUAUGUAUUACUAUAACUAGGUAAAAACUGUAAUUUUGUUAACUUAUUAAUUUAACAAUUCCUGUAAUUAACUGAUUAUAUAUAUAUAUAUAUAAAAAAAAUAAAACUAAACACCAGUAAAUUCCCCUCUCUGCUGGAGAACACAAAUACUGUCUAUAUGGCUAAAGAAGAUUGUCUUAUGUCUUGCAAAAAUAUUGAAAAAGGGGAAAACGUUUUUCAGAUAAAAGCAAAUCUGCUUGUCAAUAACCACAUUUAUUAUUAGUGUCAUUAUUUAAUGCAACCACAACACAUAUUUGAGUACAAAUGUAAUAUAAUGUAUAAUAUAAAGCCUGGAGUACUUGCGUACCAUCAGGUUUACAAAAAGUGAUUUAUAUUGUUGUAUGACUGUAUAGUAUAAAAACACAAUGAAAUCUUAAACUCCUAAUCAUUCUGGAAACCUGCAUGUAGAGGUGUGAUUUCAUGUUAAUAUAAAAAGUUUUAUUUUAAAAGUAUUCCAUGUCAGAUUUGUAGCAUGAGUGAAUUUUUCACCUUUCAGUAUUUUUAAAUGAAUAUAAAAAGAUUUAUUUAAAGAUUAUUUACUUAAAUCAAUUUUCAAAUGUAAAAUGUUUGCUCCAUGCACCACAUUAAUAAAUUCUUCUCAGAAUGUUUUUUUAUACCUCAA